Fomitopsis serialis is the source of this 558-nucleotide messenger RNA. RefSeq lists its product as uncharacterized. The transcript has 4 exons. Gene Ontology annotation, cellular component: nuclear exosome (RNase complex); cytoplasm. Gene Ontology annotation, biological process: RNA processing. The coding region runs from base 1 to 558 and encodes 185 amino acids. Gene Ontology annotation, molecular function: RNA binding. NCBI's taxonomy places the organism in Eukaryota, Fungi, Basidiomycota, Agaricomycetes, Polyporales, Fomitopsidaceae. The record is from RefSeq and is a predicted model, not a curated record.
AUGUCGUCCGAUUUCGUCCUCCCUGGCCAGCCUAUUCCACUCCCCCGCGGCCCCGUACCGCAACUCGGAAGCGGCAUCUACUCCAGGGAUGGCCAUGUCAGAGCAAGCCUGGUCGGUGUCCCCAGCUACGAAGGAUCUACUCUGUCAAUAUCUCGGACGCGACCCCACGCGCCUUCUCCAAAUUCUAUCGUGCUCGGUUCAGUAACGCGCCUAUCGCCCCAGCAAGCAAUGCUCUCCAUCUCCGUCGUCGACGGUGUCCCCUUGCCUCCCGGUGAAGAGUUUACGGGAGUGAUCCGCGUGCAGGACGUCAGGGCAACUGAAAAAGACAAGGUGAAGAUCGCUGACUGUUUCCGAGGUGGCGAUGUUGUGAAAGGACUUGUCCUAUCACUGGGGGACGCACGUAGUUAUUAUGUGACCACUGCCCGCAAUGACCUGGGCGUCAUCUUCGCGACUAGUGAAGCAGGUGCGACAAUGGACCCCGUCUCAUGGCAAGAAAUGCGCUGUCCGCGGACAGGAAGGAUCGAAAAACGCAAAUGUGCUAAGCCAGAGGGCUUGUAA